AUGGCACAACUCAUCAAUCUAACAUUGCUAGUGAUGAUGAUCCUCAUAUCUCUCUUCUCAAUUCAUCAUGCAACAGCUGAACCAUCCUUCAAAAGGCCUCAUCGAUAUAAGCCUCAAACCGUUGCUUACAUAAAAGGUUCUUGUCAAACCACAUUGUAUCCAAAUCUAUGCCUUCGUUGCUUAUACAAAUAUUCCAAUUCAAAAAUCCAAAGCCCGCAAGAGUUAGCUCAUGUGGCCUUAUCUGUGAGUCUCUCACGAGCACUAUACACCAGAGAUUACUUGAUGCAAGUGGCCAAACAAUUCAAGGCACUCAAGAAUCGUAAUAAUAAUCGUAGCAGAGACUAUUUUGUUCUGCAAGAUUGCUUGAAGCAGAUCAAUGAUAGUGUGUACCAGCUUGGCCUUUCAAUAAAAGAGCUUGAAAGGUUAAAUAAGAUCCCAAGCACUAUGAUCAGAGAUGGUGUCUUGUGGCACAUGAGCAACGUUGAGACAUGGGUUAGUACGGCUCUUACUGAUGCGAGCACUUGUGUGGAUUACUUCCCAGCUCAUAGGAUGAGUAAGAUGAAGGCUGCAAUAAGAGGGAAGGUGUUGAACGUUGCGCAAGUCACUAGCAAUGCACUUGCCUUGUUUCAUAGAUAUGCGACUAAGUACCGAGAAGCAGCACAAGCCAAGAAUAAACCCUAAAAGCUGAAAGGAAAUAGCCCUUUAUUUGUUUGGUCUUGCAAAACCAUGCUUAUUUUUUCAAGGGAAACUUUGUUGUUGUAUACA
Molecule: messenger RNA, 765 nt
Organism: Prosopis cineraria
Lineage: Eukaryota; Viridiplantae; Streptophyta; Magnoliopsida; Fabales; Fabaceae
Product: pectinesterase inhibitor 9-like
Exons: 1
Coding region: 1-681 (226 amino acids)
Biological process (GO): negative regulation of catalytic activity
Molecular function (GO): enzyme inhibitor activity
Source: RefSeq, a predicted model, not a curated record